AAGGAAAACAAGCAAACGCAUACGUAAGAAAAUAAAGAAACGACGAAUAAGGGAAACGCAACAAUCACGUUCGUUUUUGUUGGAUCCCAAAGUUUUGAAACUUUCAUGGCUUUGUUGUGUUGUCUUCUUCCUUCACGCCACACUCUUCUCUCUUCUCUCACAAACAAACCCUAGCCUGAGAGUCUGAGACUAACCCUCCUCGUCCGUCGUAUCCAACUGAACAAAAAAAAAAAAAAAAAUGACCGAAGAUGAAGAACAGCUGAUUGGUCCAUUAGAUCCCAGUUCGUCAAUGGUUGUCAUCAGAGAUUCCCCAAUUCACGAUGACGUUGUUUUCCCGCCGAUUUACCACGAGAAUCUCGUAGUCGAUUCUUCCAUCUAUGGAGUCGAUACGUAUCUCGAAUCUCCGUCGGAAUCCUCGUCUCCGUCGUCUUCAUCGAGACACUCUGGUUCUUCUUCUUCUUCUUUUUCGUUGUUCCCUUCUGAUUCAGAUGUAUUACCAUCUGAAUUCGACCGCAAGUCUCCGUCGGAAACUGAACAGAAAUCUCCGCCGUUACUAUUAGUCGUCGGUGAAUCUCCACCGUACGAUUCAGACAAACAACCAAAAUCUCCGCGAGUUCCCUCUAAACAAGGCGGCGGCGAUUCAGACGGGAAACAAUUGAAUCGUGAAAUUGAUGUCUUUGGAGAUUGGUGGGAGCUUCUUCUCGUACGUGUGUACUCGAAAUUGAAGAAUUUGGUCACCUGGUUCUCAGUCACUCUCCGGCCGUUUUAUCCAGUUCUUGCUAUUGGGAUUUGGUGGUGGAUGCGUGCACGAUCUCGUCGGAAACUUGUCAAAGGUGGAACCACCGAUCAUCUUCGAGAUGCCAUCAAAGAGAGAGACGAGAGGAUAGUUCAGCUUUUACAUCAGAUUGCUCAGAUGAAUGAGUUACUGAUUAAGCAUCACAAGGACAUCGUAUCAAGAAGCUGAUCGAAUCUUUUUUUUUUUUGUUUCUUGUUUAUAUUCUUUUGCAAAGUCACCCAAGCUCUCUGUAAAAUUUCUACAUCUCAAUCUCUCAAAAUUUCCCAGUUGUAAAAUUUCUACGAGUCAGAGUUACUUCAUCCUUAGGAAUCUGCUAAAACACUUCUUUUGAAGUGAAAAAGGUACUUGCUUGAA
Molecule: messenger RNA, 1150 nt
Organism: Camelina sativa (false flax)
Lineage: Eukaryota; Viridiplantae; Streptophyta; Magnoliopsida; Brassicales; Brassicaceae
Source: RefSeq, a predicted model, not a curated record